Didymodactylos carnosus is the source of this 444-nucleotide messenger RNA. NCBI's taxonomy places the organism in Eukaryota, Metazoa, Rotifera, Eurotatoria, Philodinida, Philodinidae. The record is from the annotation of a GenBank genome assembly.
GCUGAAUAACAUAUAUAGUUUUAUCUCGAAGAAAAUCGACCACAAGAAAAAGAACACAAUAUAUUCGCUUCAAAAUAUUUGAAAGAAAUUUUAACAACACAAAAGUUGCAUUAUAUUUAUGGAAAAACGCCUGAUAAAGACGUUCUUAUUAAAUUUGUUGGCGAUCGGCUCGGACUCCAAAUUCCAUCGGAAGCGAUCGAUGGUGUGUGGCGAUUUCGAACGUCAUCCGCAUUAAGUAGUAAUCGUUCGCCGAUCAUUGGUGUAUCAUUUAACGAUCUGUGCGUUCGUUCAUCUAUUCUAUCCAAAGCCUCUGUUCUCAAAAAGUCGUCGGAUGCUUCGGUCAGGAGUGUUUUUAUUGGUAAACACUUGACCAAACUUCAAUCGCAAUCGACUUAUGAAAAAUAUCAACAACGAAAAACUCAACAAAAUAAUCAUCAACAAUAG